Messenger RNA from Pneumocystis carinii B80, 621 nucleotides. RefSeq lists its product as hypothetical. Lineage: Eukaryota; Fungi; Ascomycota; Pneumocystomycetes; Pneumocystales; Pneumocystaceae. The coding region runs from base 1 to 621 and encodes 206 amino acids. Gene Ontology annotation, cellular component: mitochondrial large ribosomal subunit; ribosome. Gene Ontology annotation, molecular function: structural constituent of ribosome. Gene Ontology annotation, biological process: ribosome assembly; translation. The record is from RefSeq and is a predicted model, not a curated record. The transcript is spliced from 3 exons.
AUGACUCAUUAUCCAUUGAAAUCAUUGUUAGUUCAUUCAUCAUUGAAUUUACCUGGGUUUUUUUCAAGAUAUAUAAAUAAUGUCCAGAGACAUGUUUUAUAUAAGAAUAAAUGUUGUUAUUUAUCUACAGUUUCAGAUAUCUUUGAUAAAAUACUUGAUAAAGCACCAAAAACUAAUAAAGAUAUGAUAACCUAUAAAUCUCCGUGUAUUAAGACAUCAUUGAAAAAACUUACAAAAAUAUCUAGACAAAUUGCAGGAAAAAAGUUAGAAGAUGCUAUUUUACAAAUGGAUUUUAGUAAAAAAAAAGCAGCAAGAGAUGUUGCUAAAAUGUUAAGAAAUGCACGUACAAGAGCUAUUAAUAGCAAGCUAGAUGAAAACACAUUAUUUAUUGAUCAAUCAUGGGUUGGAAAAGGUAUUUAUAUUAAGCAAUUAUGGUUUAGAGGAAGAGGAAGAAUGUCAAUAAGAAGAAGGCCACGAACACACAUAAAAAUAAUUGUGAAAGACAUUACUACAUUAAAACAACGAGAAAUAAAAGAGAAAAAGAAAAAGGAAUCUAAACCUGUAUGGGUACCUCUUCCAAACAAACAAAUCUACAAUAAAUCUAUUGGAUUUACAUGUUAA